This is a messenger RNA of Labeo rohita (rohu), 1659 nucleotides long. RefSeq names its product zona pellucida-like domain-containing protein 1. The transcript is spliced from 11 exons. Bases 150 to 1364 code for a protein of 404 amino acids. The record is from RefSeq and is a predicted model, not a curated record. Lineage: Eukaryota; Metazoa; Chordata; Actinopteri; Cypriniformes; Cyprinidae. Gene Ontology annotation, cellular component: cell surface.
UUCUUUGUUGGUGCUCUUCUUCAUCAUAAGCCAAAAACGUGUGGGCCAAGACAUCAAUCUCAUUUGAACUGUGAAAUUCAGUGCUUGCUGGUGACACCCGAACACCAAACGGAAAACUUAUUGCGUGAUUUGAUAAUAACCAGAGCAUCAUGUGGCCAGCCCUCCUAGUGUGUCAGCUUGUCCUGAUUCUCCAGUCAGAAGCUCAGAGUCCCUGCCUCACCCACCCAACAUUCAAAGAGCCGGCCAAUUCUGAUAUCACAGUUGUUUGUGGCACAAACAGGAUGGAACUGCAGAUUUUGCUGUGUCCCAUGUACUUCUAUGGAUAUAAUGAAUCCAUGGUGGCUCUAAACGGUCAGUUCGGCAAACCUGAGUGCAGAGGAACUGCAGACUGGACCGUCAACCCACCUGUAGUGAAAUUCCAGUUCUACAUCACUGAACCAUACAUAUCUGUCUGCGCCAAUAAGCUGACGAUCACCGAAGAGAUCGGAUCUGGGCUGUUUUCCGACUUCUCUAGUGUUCAGUCUGUGAACAUCUCUGGGGUGGUCAAUACCCAGGACCCGAAUGCUGGAACCAUCACCUACUGGCAGGAGAUGAAAUACCUCUUUUCUUGUAGAUACCCACUGCAGUACUUGGUCAACAACACGGAGAUGAGUGUAUCUGGAGUGAGUUUGGCAAUUAAGGACAAUAAUGGUAGUUUCAUCAGCACUCUGAGCAUGGUUCUUUUUGAGGACUACACUUAUACAACUCGUCUCUUCAUACCUCCAACGGGUCUCAUGCUGAAGACCAGGGUUUUUGUGGAAGUCCGAGCCACUAAUCUCACAGAGAGGUUCAAUGUUCUGUUGGAUCGAUGCUAUGCAACUACAAAUCCUUACCCAGGAAACAGCACAUCAUUUGACCUGUUUGUCGGAUGCAACAUUGAUAAACAAACCAUAAUGGGUGUGAAUGGAGAACAGCAGGUGGCGCGCUUCUCGUUCGAGACUUUUCGCUUUGUAGAGCACAGAAACAAGACGGUGUCGACCUUUUAUCUGCACUGUGCCACCAGGCUCUGCGAGAGCUCUUUCUGUAGAUCCUUACGGCAGAACUGCACAACUUCCGGAAGGAAGCGGAGAGAUGUACAGUCAGCUCAGGGAACCUCAGUGAGUGACACUGCCACGGUGAGCUCUGGGCCAGUCAUCACCAAAGUGGACGAACCAUUUGCACCUGUUGCUAUAGUUUCUAAUGAUCCGAAGCAGAACGAGGCGGUGGUGGGUGUCUCUGUGGCAGCCGGAGUAUUCGGAGGCCUGUGUGUCAUCAUGCUGGCUGUUCUCAUUUACAAGAUCCGCAAGGACAAGUUCAAUGCAGACAAAUCAAGUCUUUUCCACUGACAGCUUUCACACAGAGAUCCCACUCCUCUCCACCAAGACGUUCGCUCACCAUAGUGAAAGCUGUGCUAAUAGACACUUUUCAACGGGCUCCUGCGUGUAGUCCUGUAGUUUGGUCAGAGUUAUGGAAUGGGAUGACGAGUAGAUGAUGCCAUAUGGAAGAACAAAAUAUCACAAAACCACUAUUAUAAAUAGAUCUGUGCCUUUAAGUAAAACAGUCUACUGAAUGGAUUAGAGUCGUCAGAUUUUGCAUGCCAACGUUCAUUGUUUGAACUGUAUUCCAUUUAUAUAUCUGAAU